This is a messenger RNA of Vicia villosa (hairy vetch), 1470 nucleotides long. RefSeq lists its product as uncharacterized. The coding region runs from base 1 to 1470 and encodes 489 amino acids. The transcript is spliced from 3 exons. Lineage: Eukaryota; Viridiplantae; Streptophyta; Magnoliopsida; Fabales; Fabaceae. The record is from RefSeq and is a predicted model, not a curated record.
AUGGAUGGCAACCCCUUUGAUGCUAAUGAUUCCACUACAACUCUUGCAAGAAAAAGGAGGAGGAUUUUGUUGUCAAAAAAUAAACUCUCUAACCAUGGCCAUAACAAAGAAAACCAGCCAACAUCAACACCUACUGCUGGGACAUUCGCUGCCUCUUCCAGGGACACUGCAACAAGAUCUCCUCUCCAGCCUACUAUCUAUAACGAUUCCCACACUCUACCAUCUCAACACCAUGUUUCCAUUUUACAAAACAAAAAAAGAUCAAGAAUUCUUGCCGGCAAUGGGGUGAAUCUGUUCAGCCGUUUCAACAAUGUGGAGACAUCUCCAUCGUUCCAUAUAGGUGAAUCAUCAAACAUCGGCAAGCGGCAAAAAUUCACCCAAAAUCAACUACUAAUUACAACCCCUGCUGCUCUUAACAAUUCCCACACUUCUCCUAAAAUAUCAAACCCAAAAUAUUUAUCUCCUCCUAAUCCUAAUGUAAGUAGAACAGAUUAUUCCUCCGAUGAUACCAAUGGAGAUUCUGAAGAUUGCGACUCAUUUGGACACAACUCUGAUUCAGAUGACUCCGUAGAACCUGAUGAUAUUCAUGAUCAACACAACCAGUCUUAUUCUGAUAUUGGUGACCCUGUGUGGGAAUGUUUAAUUUGCCAAGCUUGCAUGUGGUAUGCAGAGCGCAAGAAUAUGAGAAAACAUACUACUGUUCCAAAAUUCGAAUUCUGUUGCAGGAGCGGUAAAAUUGUUUUACCCUACAUGAAACAACCACCGUUAUUGUUAGAAAAGCUACUUCAUCACAAAACUGAUCCUGAGAGCAAAAACUUUCAAGCCAAUAUACGAACAUACAAUGCAAUGUUUUCGUUUACAUCUCCGGGAAUGAAAUUUGACACCAAGAUUCCCAAGGGAGGAGGUCCUCCAACGAUGCGCCUACACGGUCAAACAUGUCACUGGAUAGGCAGUCUUAUACCACCACAGGGUGCACUACCACAAUAUGCCCAAUUGUACAUUUACGACACUGACCACGAGAUUACAAAUAGAAUGCGUUGUUUCAAGGACAAUACAUCUAUUGAAACAUCUAUUGUAGCAAAGUUAAAGAGUAUGUUAGAUGAAGUUAAUGUUCUUGCCAAAGCGUUUCGAAUGGCACAUGAUAUGUUUAAGGCCAAUCCAUACGUCGAAUUGAGGCUGAAACUUAUCAGUGACAGACAUGACGAUGGUCGUGUGUAUAAUAUGCCAACCGUUGCGGAAGUUGCUGCCCUUAUUGUUGGAGAUGUUGACACAGGUGAAAUGAGAGACAUUGUGGUCCAAUACCGGAGUGGUAAAUUACGAAUAAUAGAUGAGUUCAAUCCAAGUUAUCUUUCAUAUCAAUACCCAUUGAUUUUUUGCUACGGUGAAGAUGGAUACCGGAAUAAUAUCCUUCACAAGUAUCAAGAUGAGACAACUGUUACAAGGAAGAACAGGCAAUCUAUCAAGGAUUGA